This is a messenger RNA of Strigops habroptila (Kakapo), 3690 nucleotides long. It is a transcript of the gene RNASET2, whose product is annotated as ribonuclease T2. NCBI's taxonomy places the organism in Eukaryota, Metazoa, Chordata, Aves, Psittaciformes, Psittacidae. Gene Ontology annotation, biological process: RNA catabolic process. Gene Ontology annotation, molecular function: RNA binding; ribonuclease T2 activity. The record is from RefSeq and is a predicted model, not a curated record. The coding region runs from base 159 to 926 and encodes 255 amino acids. The transcript has 10 exons. Gene Ontology annotation, cellular component: extracellular region.
CCCAGCCUCCUUCCCGCCCGCAGCCUGCUUCGGGGCUGGGGUUGUGUGAGGGAAGCCCGAACGUCUUCGUGCGCGGUGCUGCGCCGGGCUCUGGAGAGAGGCCUGGGCCGCGGGGGAACUCCUGCGGGCGAGCGGGGGGAAGCUAUUUGAUUAACAAAAUGAAGCCUGCAAAGCUGCGCUGUUGGGUUCUGGGUUGGUUUUCUAUGGCAUUAUGUGGUUGGUGUACUUCAGAUAAAUUCACUCAAAGCGACAACCACCCUCAUACCUGGAAGAAGCUGUAUCUUGUUCAUCAUUGGCCAGUGACUGUAUGUAAGAUGAGUGCUAAUGAUUGUGAACACCCUCCAGAGUACUGGACAAUCCAUGGGCUGUGGCCUGACAAAACUGAAGAGUGUAACAGGACGUGGCAUUUCAAUGUCAACGAGAUUAAGGAUCUUUUAUCAGACAUGAGACACUCUUGGCCUGAUGUGCUUCAUUCGUCUCUGAAUCGCACCCAGUUCUGGAAACAUGAGUGGGAGAAACAUGGCACCUGUGCAGCCACGCUUCAGGUCCUUAAUUCUCAGAAGAAAUACUUUGGUAAAGCCUUAGAACUCUACCAUCAUGUCGAUCUUAACAGUUGUCUCCUGAAAGCUGGAAUAAAGCCAAGCAGUUCAUAUUACGAGAUGACUGCCAUAAAGGAAGCUCUUACAAGAUUUUAUGGUGUAACGCCAAAGAUCCAAUGUCUUCCUCCAGAAGAGGGUGAAAAAGCACAAACAAUUGGUCAGAUUGAAUUCUGCUUCACCAAAGAACUGCAGCUGAGAAACUGCACAGCACAGAAGGGUGAAUCCGACCCAAUGCCGGCUGACUAUAAGCUUGGAACUGAGGAAUUGUCUGUCUGCAGUGAUACUCUCCCAACAUAUUAUCCUUCACAAGUUCAAGAUCACAAAUGAAGCCAUAAGAGUUUGAAAAACUUUUUGAACAGUAACAAACCCCAAAUCCUUAAAACAUUAUGCCUUGGGAAGCAGUCUUGACUUAGCAAUAUUACAAAGCCCUGUCCAUAUCACAGGCAUACUGUGAAGAUUACUGCUGGAAAACACACUUCCUUUGCCAUGAGAGGAGAGUGGUCCACAUUAUAAUGUCAGUUACACAGGCUGAAGUAUUGCAUUUUGGCUCUGAUAUUGAUGGGACCAGAAUCUGAUUUACAGCUUUGCUUGGACUUUUUGGCUUGCUUAUGGCUUGAAUCAAUGUUCAAAAGAGAACUGUGACUUGUUAGUUUCACUUGCAGUUAAGUCUGCCACUUCAGCCACUUUUGGUUUUUGCCAGUGAGUCAGGGAAUGAAGUCAUUCUUUGUUUUGAAAGGAUGUUUGUCUCUCUCAGAUGAGAUAAAAAAUUUUUGAGAAGAAAAUACUGUAAACAGAAAGAGCUGAGAGACCUGUCUGGGGGUCCUUUUCCGGACAGAAAUUGUGCAAAUUGUGUAAAUUUGCUUUCCAGAAGUGCUGAUCAGAGGCUGCAUCCCCUGAGACACAUUAAACCUUUACUCACUCAGAGUUCACAGUGGACCAAAGAUGAUAAUUUUUGCAUAACUUCUUAGUGAAUGAAAUAAUAUUCACCAGGUUUUGGCACUUCUGUUGGAAGGACCCCAGGAAUACUGUAUUUGUAACCUUACCUAUUCUUUGUUUGAUUUUGCUACAUGAUUUUGCUAUAGUAGCUCCAUACAGUCUUGAAGAACAACCAAUCUUAGAACUUACUUGUAGUAUAGGACAAUGUUAGGCCCUACAAAUACAUUGUUAUUAAUUUUCCGUUGUAUUUGAACAUUUAACAUUACCACACAAAUAUGAGUGCCUGCGCUUUUAUUUACAAAUGAGAUUGUCACAUUAUCUCUUUGUUCCAAGAAACAGCUUUUUAUAAAUGAAACAGUAAAUGCCACAAGAUUUCAGUAGAAAGUACAAAUUUCUCUUAACUCUUUCAAAUAAUACUUAAAUGGUGCAUAGGUUUGGGGUGGACUGCAUAGAAUGCAAACAACUUAGAAUGAACAUUAGUUUACAUUUCAUGUCAUAAGUUGUUGGGUUUUUUUAAAGAAGUGAGACUCAUCUUUUCCUCAAAAUUGUGCUAUUUUUUAAUGUUUUGGAUUUUUUGUUUGUUUGUUUUUGUCAUUUUGUGAAGUCCUUUGUUCUUUUUCCUUUCAAAGCUCUCAGAGCGCGGUGCCAAAUCCUUGCUUGUUAAGCUAAUCAGCAGUGACGGAAGUGGAAACAGGACAGAGUUUGGUAACCACCAUCAGACAAUCUCAUGAACAUCUUCCUCAGGGCUUUUAAUUCAUCAGUUUGGUUAUGAACACAGUCCUUAAAUAGAACAGUAGGCUUCUCAAAAUCUCACUAUAAAUAUUGCCACCUUGGAUCAGCAGGUGCAGUAGAAAAACAAUCCCAUUAAAUCCACAGCAGUGUGCUGUACUGCCAGAUGAGUGAGUGUUGAAUUUUCUAGUUUUCUGCAGUUGUUUUAAUUCCUUGGUCCUGUUCACAGUUAGAAGAAAGCUCAAAUGUGGAAGCCUCGGUAGUAACAUUAUUAGUUACUGGAAGCAGUGGUAGCAUUAGUUCUUGCACAAACAUAUGCUUAAUGAAAGCUCAAAUCAAUAGCCUGAUUUUUUUCUUUCAUUUCAGUAUAAAUUGUAUUUUCUUUUAUAAUGCCAAACAGUGUUUAGGGAGCUAAACGGUAUGAGUUCUCUACAGUUCAAGAGAAUGCAUUAAUUUAAGCAAAGCCAACAGCUGCAAAUAUGUACCUUACAAUGAAGUGACACAGACACUAACAGCCUUCACAGUGUGAGGCUCAAAACUGACCCUUGCCAAAUUGUCAGUAGUGGGUUCAGACAAGAGUCAGAAAAGUUCAGCCUCUGCCGCAAAGUAGACAGAUAACUUUAUUUUCAAAUGCAAGAAAUGUGAGGGAGCUGAUAAGUUUUAAAACACUGAGGAGAAACUAGCAUAAUCUGAAAUGAGAAAGAAAGGGAGAGAGCGAAGCCAGCAGCAUGCUAAACAGUGUGCAACUGAGUAAAAGAUGACUGAUGAGUGUUAAGACUGGCUAAAAAUAAUCUCUCAAGAUUCUGAAGUCCUGCUUAAAGGGACGUACCUGAGGUACUGUAUUUGCCUUAAUAAAGCCAUUCCCACAUUUUUUUUGCUAUGCCAAUGUUAUUACACAUUAAAUAUUUUAAUUUGCCAUGGUUUAUUUAUUAGUAGUAGCAAUAAAACACUAUAUGUGACUACCAUUGCUUGGAUUUUGACAAUCCCAAGUGCCUAACUUCAAGGAAGAUACAAAUGUAAUUUAAAAUCUACUGACUGAUUUUUAUGCAGAGAAAAAGGCACUAUAAGGUUUUAAGUGAUAUAUUUAAGAGAUGUGGAUGUGGGAGAUGCAGGAGAGCAGAUGACAGACCAAGGGUCAUGUCCAGUCCUUUAUGUUCUUUUUAGCAAUGGCUUACAGCCAGUUACUUGCCUUGGAAAUUGCUUUCCAUCAGAAUUUAUAUAAUUUCAAGACUUGGAUUAACACAAUUUAAAUACAAGAGGUAAACAAAAGUAUAUUGGGAGCCUUAAAAAUCGCUUCAGUUCUGAAAAGUGUCACUCACUUCCUUAAGCAAAAUAAAAAUCUAUCAGCCUUGAAGAUUCAGCAUAGCCUGGGGAACAUAAGGGCUAUAUUCUUUUCUGCGUCGUUAAAUAAAUGAACUAAAUCCCA